Drosophila takahashii is the source of this 2310-nucleotide messenger RNA. RefSeq names its product Regulator of G-protein signaling 7 (gene RSG7). Gene Ontology annotation, biological process: positive regulation of GTPase activity; G protein-coupled receptor signaling pathway; intracellular signal transduction. Lineage: Eukaryota; Metazoa; Arthropoda; Insecta; Diptera; Drosophilidae. The record is from RefSeq and is a predicted model, not a curated record. Gene Ontology annotation, cellular component: neuron projection; cytoplasm. Gene Ontology annotation, molecular function: GTPase activator activity.
AGCCCCACCAAUCCACCCCUCAUCGAGCAGCCGGCACCCACGCCCCUGCACACGGCGUUUAAAAAUAGAAAGAGCUCUGGAAAUCAAAUAUCCCUGGAGCGCCGUUCGAGAAAAUGGUAACGAUGAAUUCGGAGGCGGACAAAACACAAGCCACCAAUGCCAGCAGCACCGCGGCGCCGGCGAAGACGGACUGCAGCAGCAGCAACAGCGGCGAUCCGCUGGCGGUGGCCAUUCCCGCCAAGGAGGAGGAGGAGCCACAGUCUGUUGGAGGAGGAGCCACGCCCUCGCCAAUUCCCAGUCCACUGCCCAAUGGCAGUAAUAGUGCUGAAGGAUCAUCAGGAUCACCAGCAGCAGCAGCAGCAAGUGUUGCAGCUACAGCAGCAACAUCGGCUGCCCCGCCAGCAACCACUGCAGCUACGAGCACCACAUCCGCAGCCAAGACCGCCGCCGCCACCACCACCACGUCCUCCUCCUCGGCCACCUCCUCCUCGACGGCGGCGGCGGCGGGCAGCAAGCAGAGCGGCAGCAGCGGCGGCCUGCUGACCGUCAGCGGCAACCACCACCACCAUCACCACGGCCACUCGCAGCAGCAGCAGCAGCAGUCGGCGGCGGCGGGCCAGUCGUCCGCCCAGCCGCCCCCGCCGCCCAGCGCCUCCGCCCUCGCCGUUCCAUCGGCGUCGCAUCAUCAACGCGGCGGCAAGAACGAGGAUGCACCGAAUAUACUGGUGUACAAAAAGAUGGAGGCAAUUAUCGAGAAGAUGCAGGCGGAGUCGACGGGCGUGGCCGUGCGCACGGUGAAGGCGUUCAUGAGCAAGGUGCCCUCGGUGUUCACCGGCGCAGACCUGGUGGCCUGGAUCCUGAAGAACUUCGACGUGGAGGACGUGACGGAGGCCCUGCACUUUGCCCACCUGCUCAGCUCGCAUGGCUACAUUUUCCCCAUCGACGAUCAUGCGCUGACCGUGAAGAACGACGGCACCUUCUACAGAUUCCAGACGCCCUACUUUUGGCCCUCGAACUGCUGGGAGCCCGAGAAUACGGACUAUGCCGUCUAUCUUUGCAAGCGCACCAUGCAGAAUAAGACGCGACUCGAGUUGGCCGACUACGAGGCCGAGAAUCUGGCCAAGCUGCAGAAGAUGUUCUCCAGAAAGUGGGAGUUUAUAUUUAUGCAGGCCGAAUCGCAGAGCAAGGUGGCCAAGAAGCGGGACAAGCUGGAGCGGAAGGUGCUGGACUCGCAAGAGCGGGCCUUUUGGGACGUCCACCGGCCGAUGCCCGGCUGCGUCAACACCACCGAGAUUGACAUUAAGAAGGCCUACAGGAGGGGCGGCUCCAGCCACGGCACCGGAUCCGCCGGCGCCUCCUUGGCCAAGAAUCCCGUCGAGCAGCUGACGCGGAUCAUCGCCCUGCGCAAACAGAAGCUCGAGCGGCGCACAAUCAAGGUGUCAAAGGCGGCCGAGGCUCUGGUUGCCUACUACGAUCAGUACAAUGAGUUCGAUUACUUUAUAACCUCGCCGGAGCUGCCGAAUCCGUGGCAAACGGACAGCACCGAGAUGUGGGAUACGGAGAAGAAUAGCAAAGAAGUUCCUGUGCGGCGCGUGAAGCGCUGGGCAUUCAGUUUGCGCGAAUUGCUCAACGAUGCCAUCGGACGCGAGCAGUUCACCAAGUUUUUGGAGAAGGAGUACAGCGGCGAGAAUCUCAAAUUCUGGGAAUCGGUGCAGGAGAUGAAGGCGCUGCCGCAGUCGGAGAUCAAGGAGGCCAUCCAGAAGAUCUGGCAGGAGUUCCUCGCCCCCGACGCCCCCUGUCCGGUGAACGUGGACUCGAAGUCGGUGGAGCUGGCCCGCGAGGCGGUCAACUCGCCGAGUGGCCCGAAUCGGUGGUGCUUCGAUGUGGCCGCCUCCCACGUUUACCACCUGAUGAAGAGCGACUCGUACUCGCGGUAUCUGCGGUCCGACAUGUACAAGGACUACCUGAACUGCUCGCGCAAGAAGAUCAAGUCCAUACCGAAUCUGUUCGGGGUGAAACGUUGAGAUACGCUGCGGGGAUUCCCCGUCAUCGCAGUCGGCUAGGAUCGGGCUAUAUAUCGGGCUUGGAUUCUUUGCCAGGGGAAUUACCAGAUGCACCUGGCACUCGGUACUCACUCGGUACUCAUAUGUACGCCUAUAUUGUAUGUACUUUAAAUGAUGUUACUCACUUAAUUGUCUGCCACUGUGUCGCGUGUUCUCUCGAUUUUGAAGUUUUCUAUUGCCAUUUUGUAUUUGAUAAUCCGUUGAUCGAUUAUGCGUUACCUCAAAGUGCCCAUUCCCAAAAAUCCCC